Molecule: messenger RNA, 1434 nt
Organism: Mesorhabditis belari
Lineage: Eukaryota; Metazoa; Nematoda; Chromadorea; Rhabditida; Rhabditidae
Source: the annotation of a GenBank genome assembly
AUGACCGAAGAAAUCUACCAAAGCGCUCUGGUGACUCGCUACUGUCGGAAUUCGCCGAUUUUGCGUUUUCAUAGCGAGAAGAACAAAGCUGUUCUCUGGCGACAAUUAUGGAUUUGGCUAGCUGAAGCAGAACAAGAGCUUGGUCUCAAACAGAUUUCAACUGAAGCGAUUGACGAGAUGAAAGCAAAAAGAGAUCAAGUCAACUUUGACGAGAUUCGAUCCGAAGAAAGACGGCUCAAGCACGAUGUGAUGGCGCACAAUCAUGUUUUUGGAAAACUCUGCCCAAAAGCUGCAGGCAUUAUUCAUCUUGGCGCCACCUCGUGCUACGUUCAGGACAACGCUGAUCUCAUCGUAAUUCGUGACUCAAUUGAUCAUUUACUAAAACGAUUUGCCACUUGUCUUCAAAGGAUGGCCACAUUUGCUGAGCAACAUAAGGACACCGUUACUGUCGGUCGAACCCAUUAUCAGGCGGCCUCUUUGGUAACGGUUGGCAAGCGAACAGUUCUCUGGGCACAAGAAAUGGUUAUGGCUUUGGAGCAGCUCGAGCAUUUCCGCAAUACUAUGCGCUUCCGUGGAGUCAAGGGCGCUACCGGAACUCAAGAUUCGUUCAUGACGCUUUUUGGUGGGGAUGAGGAUAAGGUUGAAACUCUCGACGAAUUGGUAACAAAGAAGGCUGGUUUUACGCAGCGUUUCUACAUUUCAGGACAAACGUAUUCGAGACAAUUGGACAUUCAACUUCUGAAUGCUCUUGCCACUUUCGGCGCUGUGACGACAAAGAUUUGCAAGGAUAUUCGGAUCUUGCAAGCCAACGGAGAACUUCUAGAACCCUUUGAGAAAGAUCAAAUCGGGUCUUCUGCCAUGCCGUACAAGCAAAAUCCGAUGAAGAGUGAACGAGUGUGCUCGCUUAGCCGCUCACUGAUGAACAUGGCUUCUGAAUCUCUUGCUACGUUGGCAGAUCAAGGUUUCGAGAGGACACUUGACGAUUCGGCUUGUCGGCGACGUUACAUUCCCGAAAGUUUCCUUCAUGCAGAGGCCAUUUUUAACACUUUGCAGAAUAUUUUCGAGGGAUUGACCGUCAAGAAGCAAGGAGUUGAGAAAGUUGUCGAAACAGAGCUUCCCUUUCUCGGGUUGGAAAAAGCAAUGAUGUUUUUGACUGAAGAAGGCGUGGAUAGGCAGAAGGCUCAUGAAAAAAUUCGUGAAGUGGCUUUAGCUGCCAAAGAAGGCCAACAAGAGCACAAAGUUAAUAUGACAGAAAUGCUAGAAGAUCCAUUCUUCGAUAAGGUUCGUGAUCGUGUGCUUGCUCUUGUUUCACAGCCACUCAACUUCACUGGGCGUUGUGUUUCGCAAACGGUCCGUUACAUCAAUGAGAACAUCAAGCCAAUUGUCGAGAAGUAUCAUGCUGUAGAAAGUGACCAAAAAGUGCAAUUGGAUGUU